Molecule: messenger RNA, 1182 nt
Organism: Peronospora farinosa
Lineage: Eukaryota; Oomycota; Peronosporomycetes; Peronosporales; Peronosporaceae
Source: the annotation of a GenBank genome assembly
AUGGACGUCUGGUUCGUAACGACGCAGUAUCCCAAGUAUGGCAAUCAUCCUCCAUACGAGACUGUCUGUCACCCUGCUGUAUCUUCUAUCACACGUCCAUACACAAUGCAUGUACCCUCUGUAUACUUGGUAUGGGAUUCCAAGCUCGGUAGCGUCAUUGCAUUACGUCGUCGGGCGCGGCAAUUGGCCGUCAGUCGCUGUGGUUUCGUAUUGGCUGGUGUUUACUUCCGAAUUGAGCAUGCUACGGCACUGCAACUGCCUGUAGCCUUAAAGAUCAUGGACCGUACUCAAGUGUUACUUCAGAGAGACGACGUUGAGAGUGAGAUUCGGGUCAUGAGUCAACUGCAAAUGGGUGGCAUUGAUGCACCAUUGGCCAACAAGUACAUGAUCCGCUGGGAAUACGCCAGUGAUGUUUAUAAUCAAUACUUAGUCACUGAGUAUGUCGCCAAUGGCAGUUUACAAGCUUAUGCUUAUCGUCAGGUGCAUCACUUCAUGCUCCAACAUUUGCACGAGUUUGCACAAACUCAUGGAGCUGCUCCUAGUAAAUUAGAAUGUAUUUCUUAUGUUUAUCGAGGUUCAGGUCAUGAAUGGAUGCAAAAAGGACUCGACAUCUUUCAAGGACUUAUACGAGCUUUGACGUAUUUACACGCACAAAAUGUUGCACAUUUGGAUCUCGAUGUGUACAAUGUUGCAGUGGAUAGACAAGUGUGUCCAAGGAUUAUUGAUCUCGGCAGUAGCCAGAUCAUGGAUAAUCGAGGCAUGGUCGGGAUGGGUUAUGUGAGCAUCAAGUGCAAACCGGUGUUUGUGUCACCAGAAGUGAGAGCACAUCAGAGGAUGGCACCACCAAGACCGGGGUUUAAUGGCGCUGCGGCGGAUAUGUGGGCUGCAGGGGUUAUUUUGGUGCAGUGUAUUGUGUGGGGGUUUCGAGGUGGACCGACGUACCUUGUAUCCAACACAAACUGGCGAAAAGAAAUGUUUAGUCAUAUUGAUGCCACUUGCAGUCACAAGACGUGUCAUUUGUGUGUGAAUUUUAUUUCCAUUCCUCCACUCAUCGGCGCUAUCAUCAAACAGUUGCUCCAUGUGGACCCAAAACAGCGGCCUUCAGCAUACGAAGUCGCAAUAGCAUUGCAGGAAAACCGGCAAGUGCAAUUGUUCCCCGUCCACCCAAGAAUGCAAAGAUGA